Messenger RNA from Cornus florida, 2645 nucleotides. Its product is annotated as wall-associated receptor kinase-like 14. The coding region runs from base 268 to 2373 and encodes 701 amino acids. Lineage: Eukaryota; Viridiplantae; Streptophyta; Magnoliopsida; Cornales; Cornaceae. The record is from RefSeq and is a predicted model, not a curated record. Gene Ontology annotation, biological process: protein phosphorylation. Gene Ontology annotation, molecular function: protein kinase activity; ATP binding. The transcript is spliced from 4 exons.
CAGUGCCAUUCGGAGUAGCAGAGUGGCGUGAAAAAGAGGAGGAAGCUCUCUGAUCGGAAUUUCACGCUUUCGAUCAAAUCAAAACCCUAAUUUGCAGGCUGAGAGGACGACUGUAGAAUACCUUUAGACUCAUUAAAUUUGAAUUGUCAAAGCUCUUAUUGCUUCUUCUACUUCCAAAUCACAGAGCAAUUACAGCCAUUGAAUUUGUGCAGAGAAAGGUGAUGAUUGCUGUGUUGACUUCAAAUUCAGUUCGAUUCAGUUCAAUCCAUGUCGAAUAUGUUUCUUCUUCGUGAAUUCACAAUCAUCCUUGUCGUAGCAACUCUCAUCAUCUCUUCCGCCAAAGCCAACAAUUGCAACAGAACCUGCGGAUUCGGUAAAGGAAAUCACAAUCGCUUUCCUUUUCCCUUUGGAUUCUCCGGCGACUGUGAAGUUCUUCUGGAUUGUAGCCACGGCGAAGCUCGCAUCGGCGAAUUCCAUGUUCGGAAUGUCACAUCAGAUAGCAUAUUGAUCAAUCUUCCGGCUAAUUGCAACCGUUCAAUCAGUGACAUCAGGAAACUCUUCGGCAGAAACUAUGCCCUGACUUGGCGAAACGGCCUUCUCUUGCAAAAUUGUAGCUCACCGCUCAGCGGUUGCGUGAUACCGAGGAGUAUGCUACAGAGUCAAUUCCAGUUGGAAAAUUGCGAUUCGAGUAAUGAUAAUAUCACUUGUUAUUCAGAAGAGAAGACAGAGUCGGAGUUCAUGACAUACAAUAACUUGACCCGGACCGGCUGUAAUUUCGUGUUCUCUUCCAUAGCCGUCGAUUUGGGUAGCAAUUCGAGUAAGAAUCCGGUGAUUUCGCUCGAGUUUCAAACGGUGGAGCUGCAAUGGUGGUUGCUAGGGGCGUUCAGUUGUGAUCCAAAUGCGGAUGAUACAAUUGUGACCCUUGCCGAUGGAAGUAAAGGGUUUCGAUGCCAGUGCCGGAAAGGGUUUAAGGGCGAUGGAUUCGUCGGCGGCAAUGGUUGCCGGAAAGACUCUGAUUGCAGUGCCUCAAAAUACAUGUCUGGUAAAUGUGGAGGAACUACAAGAGUUGGUAUUCUUAUUGGAGGGGUUAUUGUUGGAGCUUCAUUAAUGGCUGCUUUAGCUCUCAUCUGCUACUGCAUCCGACGACGGUCCAAUUCUUUGAAAAGCCAAAUGAGUGCAAAUCGGCUACUAUUUGAAGCUGCAGGCAGCAACAGUGUUCCUUUGUACCCAUACAGAGAAAUUGAGAGAGCCACUUAUGGCUUCUCUGAGAAAAAAAGGUUGGGCACUGGGGCCUAUGGUACAGUUUAUGAAGGAAAACUCCACAAUGAUGAAUUUGUUGCCAUUAAAAGAAUUAGACACCGAGACGCUGACGGCAUUGAACAAGUCAUGAAUGAGAUCAAGCUUCUGUCUUCUGUGAGCCAUCCAAAUCUAGUCCGCCUCUUAGGUUGCUGUGUAGAGAACGGUGAACAGAUCUUAGUAUACGAAUUCAUGCCCAAUGGAACUCUAUCUCAGCAUCUACAAAGAGAAAAGGGCAAGGCCCUUCCAUGGACGGUACGCCUCACCAUUGCCACUGAAACUGCUCAUGCAAUUGCUCAUCUCCACUCUGCCAUUAGUCCGCCAAUAUACCACAGAGACAUCAAAUCUAGCAAUAUACUUUUAGAUCACAACUUCAACUCAAAGGUAGCAGAUUUUGGUCUUUCUAGACUUGGUAUGCCUGAUGAUUCCCACAUUUCUACAGCCCCACAAGGGACUCCUGGAUAUGUUGAUCCUCAGUACCAUCAAAACUUCCAUCUUUCUGAUAGAAGUGAUGUUUACAGUUUUGGGGUAGUUCUUGUAGAGAUCAUAACCGCAUUGAAGGUGGUUGAUUUCUCUCGACCUCAUAGUGAGGUGAAUUUGGCUGCGCUUGCAAUUGACAAGAUUGGAAAAGGUUGUGUGGAUGAGAUAAUAGAUCCAUUCAUUGAGCCACAUAGGGAUGCUUGGACACUUUCAUCUGUUCACAAGGUGGCUGAGCUGGCAUUUAGGUGCCUUGCUUUUCAUAGGGACAUGAGACCUUCUAUGAUAGAAGUGGCAGAUGAGUUAGAACAGAUCAGGAUUAGUGGGUGGGCACCGUUGGAGGAGAAUAUGUUCAUGGCAUCAUCAGUGGCAUCCUCUUGUUCAUCGCCUUAUUAUGGAAGUGAGAAGUCAGUCAGUAGUGUGACAGUUAAUAAGGCAGGUGUGGGGAGUCGGAGAUUAAUGGUUCCACAUAGAGCAGCUGAUUGCCUUGCUCCGAUGGAGGAGGAGAAGGAUAGCUCCCCCGUUUCUGUGCAGGACCCUUGGUUAAGUGAGCAGAGCUCGCCUUCAACAAACAGUUUGUUGGGUAAUGUAGUUCAGUGAUUAAAAAAGCUGCUGCUUCUUUGGGUGCCUUGAUUCAUCUCAUGUUGUGAAUAGCAAGUUGUUAUUUCUUACUUUAUUAUUACUACCUUCUUAUAGAUAUAGUAUGGAUUUACUUAUCAAAUAUAUAUAUAUAUAUAGAUAUAGUAUGGAUAUCCUUUUGUAUGCUUGACCUUCCAAGCCUUUCUUUAUGUUUUUCUACAAGUACACACAAAAUGUAUAAGUCAUCACUGAACAAAUUACUAAUAUAUAAAGCAUACGAGCUUAUGAACUGA